Molecule: messenger RNA, 3222 nt
Organism: Punica granatum (pomegranate)
Lineage: Eukaryota; Viridiplantae; Streptophyta; Magnoliopsida; Myrtales; Lythraceae
Source: RefSeq, a predicted model, not a curated record
AUAAUAAUAAUAAGAAUUAAAUAAAUAAAGGACAAAAUUAUUUCCAUUCCUGUCACGACGCACAAAGGGGAGGAAGGCCAGGAUUCAGUUUCCUCCACUUUCCACUCCCGUCGAAGAAGAUUGAUGCGAAGCUCGACCUCCCCUCGUCCAUGGCGGUUUCCGCCGAUGCGAAGCUGAAACUGAGGCGUCCGGGAUCACGCGCCAAGAUACAGUGCACGUUCUAAUACGGAUUGCCUGUCUCAGAUCUGAGGCAACCGCCGAUCCGAGUUAGUUUCAUCGAGUGAGAUUGUUCCCGGUUCCAUUUCGGUUGACGAAAAAAUGGAGGAGUUCAUAGAUAACCUGCCGGCCAUGGAUCUGAUGCGCUCCGAGAAGAUGUCUUAUAUUCAGUUGAUUAUGCCCGUCGAGUCCGCUCACCGCGCCAUCUCCUACCUCGGAGAACUCGGCCUCCUUCAGUUCCGUGAUCUGAAUGCUGAUAAGAGCCCUUUCCAACGAACAUUUGUAAACCAGGUAAAACGAUGCGGGGAGAUGUCAAGAAAGUUAAGGUAUUUCAGAGAUCAAAUCAGUAAGGCUGGUAUGGUAUCAUUAGAGCACCCAGUCAUGCAGCCAGACGUCGAAUUGGAAGAACUGGAGAUCCAACUUGCUGAACAUGAGCAUGAGUUGAUGGAAAUGAACUCCAACAGUGAACGACUUCGGCAAUCAUACAAUGAGCUCCUGGAGUUUAAGAUGGUACUGGAGAAGGCGAGCAGUUUUCUUUUCUCAGAAAAGAAUCACCAUGCGGUUGUUGAGGAGAGAGAACUAGAGGAAAGUGUAAAUUCAAAUCAUGACUACAUCGAGACAGGUUCCUUACUUGAAAAGGAGAUGAGACCUGGAUUGUCAGAACAAUCUGGUGUGAGGUUUAUCAGCGGGAUCAUAUGUAAAUCCAAAGCAGUUAGAUUUGAGAGGAUGCUUUUUCGUGCUACAAGAGGCAAUAUGCUUUUCAAUCAGGCCCCUGCUGACGAAGAGAUCGUGGAUCCUGUGACAUUUGAAAAAGAUGCGAAAGUAGUAUUUAUGGUAUUUUUCUCAGGAGAGCAAGCAAAGACGAAGAUUUUGAAAAUCUGUGAGGCAUUUGGUGCCAAUUGUUAUCCUGUUCCUGAAGAUGUUACUAAGCAACGGCAAAUAACUAGAGAAGUUUUGUCUCGUCUUUCUGACUUGGAAGCAACCUUGGAUGCUGGGAUCUGGCACAGAAACAAAGCCCUUUCAUCCAUUGAUGACAAUCUAACAAAAUGGGUAAAUAUGGUAAGAAGAGAGAAAGCCGUAUAUGAUACAUUAAAUAUGUUGAACUUUGAUGUAACAAAGAAAUGUCUUGUUGGAGAAGGAUGGUGCCCCAUAUUUGCUAGACCUAAGAUCCAGGAGGCUCUGCAGCGUGCAACAUAUGAUAGUAAUUCCCAAGUUGGUAUUAUAUUUCAUGUGAUGGAUGCAAUGGAAUCUCCUCCUACAUACUUCAGGACCAAUCAUUUCACAAACGCAUUUCAAGAAAUUGUUGACGCAUACGGAGUUGCAAGAUAUCAAGAGGCAAAUCCAGCUGUUUACACUGUCAUUACAUUUCCUUUUCUUUUUGCGGUGAUGUUUGGGGAUUGGGGUCAUGGAAUAUGCCUGUUGUUAGGAGCUUUAGUCCUUAUUGCUCGGGAAAGUAAGCUCAGUAAGAAGAAACUAGGCAGCUUUAUGGAGAUGCUAUUUGGGGGACGCUAUGUACUCCUUUUGAUGGCUAUAUUUUCCAUAUACUGUGGAUUGAUCUACAACGAAUUCUUCUCUGUUCCAUUUCACAUUUUUGGUGGAUCUGCUUACAGAUGUAGAGAUGCUUCUUGCAGCGAUGCACGUACAGUUGGUUUGGUUAAGUACCGGGAUCCUUAUCCAUUUGGUGUCGAUCCUAGUUGGCGAGGAAGCCGUUCAGAACUUCCAUUCCUGAACUCUCUCAAGAUGAAGAUGUCUAUUUUAUUGGGUGUGGCACAGAUGAAUCUAGGUAUCCUAAUUAGCUACUUCAAUGCACGCUUUUUUGGCAGCUCACUUGAUAUCAGGUACCAGUUCAUUCCUCAAAUGAUCUUCCUCAACAGUCUCUUCGGGUAUCUGUCGCUUCUCAUCAUUAUAAAAUGGUGCACGGGUUCGCAAGCAGACCUUUAUCAUGUAAUGAUCUACAUGUUCCUGAGUCCUACCGACGAUCUUGGUGAGAAUGAGCUAUUCUGGGGCCAGCGACCACUUCAGGUCGUUCUAUUGCUUUUAGCACUCGUUGCAGUCCCAUGGAUGCUCUUUCCAAAACCUUUCAUCUUGAAGAAACUUCACACUGAGCGAUUUCAAGGGCGUACUUAUGGGAUGCUCGGUACUUCCGAGAUGGAUCUUGAUGUGGAACCCGAUUCUGCACGGGCACGGCAACAUCAUGAUGAUUUUAAUUUCAGUGAGGUCUUUGUGCAUCAAAUGAUACACUCCAUAGAAUUCAUCCUGGGUGCAGUUUCCAACACAGCUUCAUAUCUUCGGCUCUGGGCUUUAAGCUUGGCCCACUCAGAACUGUCAACUGUCUUCUACGAGAAAGUCCUCCUCCUUGCCUGGAGCUACGACAACUUCAUCAUCAGAUUAGUGGGGCUGGCUGUUUUCGCUUUUGCAACUGCCUUCAUACUAUUGAUGAUGGAGACGCUCAGCGCUUUCCUUCAUGCCCUGCGUCUUCACUGGGUAGAAUUCCAGAACAAGUUCUACCACGGAGAUGGCUAUAAGUUCAAACCGUUCUCCUUUGCAUCACUAAUUGACGAUGAAGACUAGUUGUUCAACACUCGAAUCUCAUUUCGGUUUUGAUUCUUCUUAGAAACACUAUAGAAAGAGAUAGAAAAAGAGGGAGACGGGUUUUAUUAACAGUUCGACCAGACGAGAUGGACAUAAUAGGUAGAAAAAAGACUCAAAAUUUUUGGGCAGCAGCUAAACGGCAGAACUUGGUUAUGGGGGUUUAGAUUCUUUCACCAGCUACUAUACUUUGAAAAGUUUUCAGAGAUUCUUGGGAACCAACUUUUUGUAAAGAGAGGACUUCUGGUUCUUGUAAGCCUUCUUGCUUUCUUUUUCUUUUGUCUUUUUUUUUUUUUCCUUUUUUUAUUGGGGAAUUUUGUAUAAUAAUACAUUUUACAUACGAAGCUAGUUUGGUGGAUCUGGGAUCUUGUUUGGUCUUUAAUAUGUGAUAAUAAGAUUCUUGUCCAUGAAAUAGAA